This is a messenger RNA of Mobula hypostoma (lesser devil ray), 1583 nucleotides long. It is a transcript of the gene anp32e, whose product is annotated as acidic (leucine-rich) nuclear phosphoprotein 32 family, member E. The transcript has 7 exons. Gene Ontology annotation, cellular component: nucleus. NCBI's taxonomy places the organism in Eukaryota, Metazoa, Chordata, Chondrichthyes, Myliobatiformes, Myliobatidae. Bases 158 to 961 code for a protein of 267 amino acids. Gene Ontology annotation, biological process: regulation of apoptotic process. The record is from RefSeq and is a predicted model, not a curated record. Gene Ontology annotation, molecular function: phosphatase inhibitor activity; histone binding.
GCGGGAUACGCAGGCUGAGCUGUGAGUGUAAUGGAGGCUGAGUAACUGAGGGAAGAUAAAGGCUGUUUGUCCUUGGCUGGGGAAAGAGAAGGAAAGAGGAAUCUUUUUAUUUUUUUUUAAGUUUGUGUUUGGGGAAAAAAAAGCAAGCAAAAAAAAAAUGGAGAUGAAGAAAAGGAUGAACCUGGAAAUGAAGAAAAGGAUCAACCUGGAGCUGAGGAACAGGAACCCAGGCGAGGUGGCGGAGUUAGUAAUUGACAAUUGUCGCAGCAACGAAGGGGAGAUCGAUGGCUUUGGUGACGGAUUUAAGGAGCUGGAGUAUCUCAGUAUGAUCAACGUGGGACUCAAGUCUCUCUCCAAACUCCCAAACCUCCAUAAACUGUUAAAGCUGGAGCUCAGUGACAAUUCCAUCUCAGGAGGGUUGGAGUUACUAACGGAGAAGUGUCCCAACCUUGUGUACCUCAACCUCAGCAGCAAUAAGAUAAAAGACUACAGCACGGUGGAGCCUCUGAAAAACCUGACGCAUUUGAAGAGCUUGGAUCUGUAUAACUGUGACAUCUGCAAUCCCAGUGACUACAGGGAGAACAUUUUCAAGCUCCUCCCUCACAUCACCUACCUGGACGGCUUUGACCGGGACGAUCAGGAGGCUCCAGAGUCUGAUGAUGAGGAGGAAGACGAAGAGGAUGAAGAUGGAGCGGCGGCAGCAGGGGGUUACUACGAGGAGGAUGAGGAUGAGGAAGAAGAUGAAGAGGAGGAGGAUGACGAAGAAGAGGAGGAUGACGAGCCCGAGGAAGCGGAGGAGGUCGGAUUAUCCUAUCUCCUAAAAGAAGAAAUUCAGGAUGAUGAAGACGAUGAUGAUUAUGUUCAUGAAGGAGAAGAGGGAGAGGAAGGUGAUCAAGACGUGGCCGCUCAGGGACAGAAACGGAAACGAGAGGCGGAUGAUGAAGGUGAAGAGGAUGAGUAGUUCCCUCCGGGUGUGACCAAGCGCCUGUUUUUACCGCAAUACAACAUCGUAACAUACUUGCUACGGUUUAAGUAGUAACUGUCACAAUUGGAGUUGAAAGGGGUGCAGAGGAGGAACCUGGGGUCGGAGGGAAAGGAAAUUAUUUUGUUGUACUUUUUUUAAAAAACCAUUCCAGUUUUAAUAGCAAAGUCCUGGAUUCAUUUGUGUAGUUUUUUUUUAUUUGCAAAGCCUUUCUUCGGAGCUGUGUGAAAACCAUACUCAAAAGUUCACGCAAAGUGAGAUUCUAAAGAUUUAGUUCUAUUGUGUGUGCGUGUGUAUGCGUGUGUUCCCAGUGGGGAAGGUUCUGAAGUGGUGAUGCAGUGAAAAGCAAAAUUGGAGUUCAAUGCAUAUUUCAAAGCACUAUACAAUUGCUUUAUUUUCUCUGAACAAUUACCUGUCUGCAUUUGCUAUGUAAAUCGUCAUGCUGCAGUUCCAUUCUCCUGCCAGGAGAGGUGCUGUAGUACACCACUGAGAGCAGAUUACACUCCUCACACUGGUAAAUCAUCAAUAUAAAUGUUGACACUGGAAAUCACAGGGAAAAAAAAGACAAAGUCCACUCACCUUAAAUAAAUUUCCCAAAACA